CGGGCCGGUUGCAAGGGGCCGGCGGGGCGCGGCGCGGCCAGGGCGAAGGGGCGGUGCCGCGGCGCGGAGACGGCGGCCACCGGGGCGAAGCGAUCGGGGCCGGGGCCGGGGCCGGUGGCCGGGCCCAGCCUGACCGACAGCAGCUCGGAGGUGUCGGACUGCAGCGCCUCGGAGGAGGCAAAGCUGCUCUCGCUGGAGCUGGGGCUCAGCGGCAGCGAUGGCGAGUCCCCGGGCAGCGCCCCGCCGCCGCCGCCCUCGGCCGGCGAGGCCUCGCCGCUGCCCGAGGAGCCCUCGGCCGCCUCCAUGGCCAGCAGCCGCCUGCAGCUUAGCACCUCGCUCGCCUUCUCCGACCUCACCGAGGAGCUGCUGGACGCCGGCACCGACGGGCUGCUCCGCGAGCUGGAGGACCUGCGCUCCGAGAACGACUAUCUCAAGGAUGAGAUCGAGGAGCUGCGCGCAGAGAUGCUGGAGAUGAGGGAUGUCUACAUGGAGGAGGACGUGUACCAGCUGCAGGAGCUCCGUCAGCAGCUGGACCAGGCCAGCAAGACCUGCCGCAUCCUGCAGUACCGGCUGCGCAAGGCGGAGCGGCGCAGCCUGCGCGUGGCGCAGACCGGGCAGGUGGAUGGGGAGCUCAUCCACAGCCUCGAGCAGGACGUCAAGGUGGCCAAGGACGUGUCCGUGCGGCUCCACAAUGAGCUGGAGGCGGUGGAGAAGAAGAGGAUCCGGCUGGAGGAGGAGAAUGAGGACCUGCGCCAGCGGCUCAUCGAGACUGAGCUGGCCAAGCAGGUGGUGCAGAACGAGAUGGACAAGCUCCGAGAGAAUUCCCUGAAGAAGCGGGGGUCUCGCUCCAUCGGGAAGGCUGAGAAGAAACCAUCAGUGCAGGAGGACAGCGCAGACCUUAAGUGCCAGCUGCAUUUUGCCAAGGAGGAGUCGGCCCUGAUGUGCAAGAAGCUGACCAAGCUGGCCAAGGAGAACGAUGGCAUGAAGGAGGAGCUGCUGAAGUACAGGUCCCUGUACGGGGACCUCGACAGCUCCCUCUCGGUGGAGGAGCUGGCCGACUCUCCCCACUCCCGGGAGGCCGAGCUGAAGGUCCACCUCAAGCUGGUGGAGGAGGAAGCCAACAUCCUCAGCCGCAGGAUAGUGGAGCUGGAGGUGGAGAACCGCGGGCUGCGGGCGGAGAUGGACGACAUGAAGGGCCAGGGGGACAGGGAGCUGCCGGCGCAGGACAUGCGGUUCCUGGCGGGCAUCACAGGCUGCGGGGACACGGGCGACACGGUGGCGGAGCUGCGCCGGCACCUGCAGUUCGUGGAGGAGGAGGCUGAGCUGCUGAGGCGCUCGCUGCUGGAGCUGGAGGACCAGAACAAGCUGCUCCUGAGCGAGCUCAGCAAGUACAAGUCGGAGCACGACCUGGACGUGACGCUGUCGGAGGACAGCUGCUCGGUGGUCAGCGAGCCCUCGCAGGAGGAGCUGGCCACGGCCAAGGUGCAGAUCAGCGAGCUGAGCGGCAAGGUGAAGAAGCUGCAGUACGAGAACCGUGUCCUGCUCUCCAACCUGCAGCGCUGCGACCUCGCCUCCUGCCAGACCACCCGGCCCAUGCUGGAGACGGACGCCGAGGCCGGUGACUCGGCGCAGUGCAUCCCCACCACCAGCUGGAGGGACAGCACGAACGGCGGCGAAGCCGAUGGGCUCGGUGGUGGGAAGGUGCCCGAUGGUCCAGCCAAGCUGCUCAAGCCCAAGGAUUUGGAGACCUUGGUGGGCAUCCGGGACCAAGCGGUGCUUGUCAGCAAAGCGAUCAACAUCUUGAUUUCGGAUGCCAACGGCUUCACCUCUGGGCUGAAGGCUUGCUUGGAUAACGAGUGUGUUGGGGGGCUGCUGGGCGAGGCGGUGGGCAGCGGAGGUGAGAGCCCCAGUGAUGCCAAGCUGAUGAACGUGCUGCUCAUGCGGCUGGGUGUGCUCCAGCAGGACCUGGGCUGCUUCGUGAGGAAGGUGGAUCACCUCACCAGCAGCCUCAAGGAGCACACAGACUCUUUCAGCUUCUCUGGCCCCAGCAGCCACGACACCACCAAAGAGGGGCUGCAGAAGGAGCAUGCCUCUGACUUCCAGCAGCCUGAUUUUAGGGACGCCGACCCUUACCGCAUGCCCCACGCCAAGGACACGGACCCCACACAGCCCCGGAGCUACAGGACCUGCAGGCCCGAGGAGAAUGACUCCUAUGCCACCGAGAUAAAGGAGCUGCAGCUGGUGCUGUCGGAGGCCAACGAGAGCCUGCGGGGGCUGCAGGAGCAGCUCUCCCAGGAGAGGCAGCUGAGGAAGGACGAGGUGGACAACUUCUCACAGAAGAUCUGCCAGCUGAAGGAGGACCACCAGAAAGCACUGCUGCGGCGCGAGUUCGAGCUGCAGAGCCUGAACCUGCAGAGGCGGCUGGAGCAGAAGUUCUGGAGCCAGGAGAAGAACCUGCUGGUGCAGGAGUCACAGCAGUUCAGGCAGAGCUUCCUCCUGCUCUUCAUGAAGCUCAAGUGGUUCCUCAAGCGCUGGCGCCAGGGCAAGAUGGUGCACAGCGAGGGCGAGGACUUUUUGGAGGUGAACAGCAUGAAGGAGCUGUACCUGCUGCUGGAGGAGGAGGAGCUCGCCCCACAGCAGCAGGCAGACAACAAGAUGUGCACUGGGGAUGCUUGGACCCCCAACACGCCCAAUGAGUGCAUCAAGACGCUGGCGGAGAUGAAGGGGACCCUGCAGGAGCUGUGCACAGAGCUGCGGGAGGAGCGGCGCGGUGCCAGCGAGCUCCAGCAGCAGUUCACCAAGGCCAAGGCUGCCUGGGAGAUGGAGCGAGCCGAGCUCAAGUGCCACAUUGCCCAGCUGGAGUCCAAGGCAGGCAAAGGGAUCACAGAGCGUGCGCUGCCGGAUUGGAAGGUGGCGUUGAAGAGGGAGCGUGAGGAGCACCAGCAUCUCCUAGCUGAGUCCUACAGUGCUGUCAUGGACCUCACCAAGCAGCUGCAGAUCAGCGAGAAGAACUGGAACCAGGAGAAGGUGGAGCUGCUGGCCCGCUUCAAGGAGGAGCAGCAGCAGGCAGAGCAGCAAGCGAAGGACCUGCAGAACAAAAUCAACCAGUUGCAGAAAGGAACCAACCCAUGGGCAUUGAAGCACUCUGAAAUGGAGAAGCACAGCAGCAACUGGAAAGAGGCUCUCAAUGAAAAAAUCACAGACAAAGAGACAAUCUCUGAAGCAGAAGCUAAGGGAACCAACCUCAAAAGGACCAAGUCUGUUUCCUCCAUGUCAGAGUUUGAAAGCUUGCUUGACUGUUCUCCCUACCUCCCUGGAAAGACCACGCCAGGGCUGGGCGACCACUCCCGGGGCAAAAAGGCAUCUGCAGCUGCCCAGCUGCUGCCCAACGGCAUCCGGGACAGCGCUGGCCUUCCUCCCUCCCACUGUACAUAUGUGAACAUUGAGCAGCCUGCCCCCGACAGCCUGGCCAAGGAGAAGCUGGGCAUCUCCUCCUGGGACUACUCAUGGGCACACAGCCUCUCCGCACACGACCCAGCCCAGAAGCAGAUGCAGAGGAGCUACACAGCACCUGACAAAACGGGGAUCCGCAUCUACUACAGCCCGCCGGUGGUGCGGCGGCUGGAGGCACCGCUCGUGCACAGCAAGGAGGGGAAGAUCAUGAUUGAACCUGGUUUCUUGUUCACCAUGGCCAAGCCAAAGGAGCCGGAGGAGUCGGCCAGCGCUGAGAGCACCUACAGCCAGUGGCUCUGCAACUUCUCCAAGCAGCAGCGGGAGCUGCUGGACGCUGGCACAGUGGAGAGCGCGGUGCCGCCGGUGCCCCGCUUCCCCCCGUCACUGCACGACCUGGAGAUCUCCGGCAACAUGAGCGACGACAUGAAGGAGAUCACCAACUGCGUGCGGCAGGCCAUCCGCUCCAGCUCGCUGGAGAGGAAGGUGAAGAGCACCUCGAGCCAGACAGUGGGGCUGGCCCAUGUGGGGACACAGACCACGCAGACGGUGAGCAUCGGGCUGCAGACUGACCUGCCGCGUGGCAGCAGCAUGCACAGUAAGAGCUGGUCCCCGCGCACCUCCUCCCUCGUGUCCGUGCGCAGCAAGCAGAUCUCCUCCUCCCUGGACAAGGUGCACUCCAGGAUUGAGCGGCCGUGCUGCUCCCCGAAAUACGGCUCUCCAAAGCUCCAGAGGAGGUCUUCCUCCAAGCUGGAUGCCUCUAAGGACAGGAGCCUCUGGAACCUGCACCAGAGCAAGCAGAACGGCUCUGCCUGGGCCCGUUCCACCACCACGCGCGACAGCCCCGUCCUCAGCAACAUCAAUGAUGGCUUGUCCAGCUUGUUCAGCGUGGUGGAGCACGCGGGCAGCACUGAGUCCAUCUGGAAGCCGGGCUGCCCUGAGAGCAGCCGGGCCAAGCCCGAAGCACCCAAGUACGGCCUCGUGCAGGAGUUCUUCAGGAACGUGUGCGGGCGGGCGCAGAGCCCCACUGCCCCCCCGGAGAAGAAGGAGACCCCAGGGGAGGAGGGCAGCAAGAGAGCCGAGCACCCCGGCCCGGCCACCCACCACCCAGCAGAGAGCAUCUCCCGCGGCUUGAACAAGAAAGUGCUCAAGCAGAGCAGCUGCGAGGACCCCAAACCCUCGUCCCCCGGGCAGGGGGGUAAGGACGCAGCCCUGCGGGACCCCGACCUCAUCUCGGCCAUAGCCAGCGAGGACAUGGCGUGUGACUGCAGCUCCCAGUCCCUCACCUCCUGCUUUGCCCGGCCGUCCCGCUCUGCGGUCCGCCAUUCCCCAUCCAAGUGCAAACUGCACCCUGCGGACCCCCCCAGGGCGGAGGAGAAGCUGGGGGCCUCGAGUGAGUGAGGCCGGGGGCCGCAGCGUGCCUGCUAUCCAUGCUCCUGCUGGGACAGCACCCGCGCUGACGCCCUGCGGGGCCCCGCUCAGAAGCGGUGUGGGCACAUGUGUCUCCUCACCGUGGGCACAUCUGUCUCCUCACCGUGGGCACAUCUGUCUCCUAACUGUCCCCUCACCUCUGGGGACGCUUGGGAAGCAGAUGUGGAGCCGGCUGCCGGUAGCCCUUGGGGAGCAUGGUGACAUCCACCGUGGUGGCUGCUUCACCUCCUGUCUGUGUGGGACGCGCUCCCAUGGAGCUGCUGCCAGCACUGGGGGGGUCCUCACCGGUGCUGAUCCCUCUGGGAACAUCAGCUGAGAUCCCACCAUGCCGAGGGCUUGCUGGGGCCUGGAAAGGGGAGAGCAGCCGGGGGGCUGCUUGUGUAAAUAGGGCAGGGCUGGGGGAAGCACGCUGGGGACACUGGAUGGAUGCAACAGAUGGGGGCAUGAUGCCGUGUUGGCCCCGCAGCUGCUGCCAGUGCUGCCCAUCCUGCGGGAGCUCCAGCGCAUCCCUGCCCGCCCCGGUUGCAGUGUGGUUGCAUCAGCCUGGGCCGCAUGUGCUUCCCAGGCAGGAAGGAGGCGGGGAAGGUCCCUGUGGUCACCCAGGCUGGGCUGGGCUGGAUGCGGGGCCCUCCCUGGCCACCCUUCUGCUCUGGGGGGGGGGUGCUGAGGUCCUGCAGUGCCGGGAAGGGGCCAGGUGUCCCCCUGGAUCAUCCGGAUGCAGAGAUGGGAUGUCUGGGUGCACAGUGUGGGGAGAGGCAGCUUGUGCCUCUGUGUGUGCACACUGAUGUGUGCGUAUCUCCUGCCACCUUCGCAAGGGGCCACGGCUGUGGUGCCCUCCUGCACUGCACCCACCUCCCUGCCUGGGGCCACCUGUAGUUAUUUUCUCCUCCAAGUGCUGAAUAUCCAUACUUCUCUUUCUUUUUUUCCUCUCUUUUUUCUCUUCCCCUCCCCUUUUGGCUCUGCCCAACUCCAGACAGCCUGCAAUGUAAAACCAAGUGCAUUUUACAGACACCGAAUGGAGCUGCCUGGGACAGGCACCAAUUGCAUUAAGAGAUUGUGGGUUGGGAGCUGCAGUGGGGUCCCCAGUCACCACCAGCAAAAGCCUUACCUGGGGAGGGAGGGGGAUAGCAGCCACGGCCCCCCAUGGCAGUGCAGAGCUCACACAGGGCAGCCCCUGGAGAGAACAGCAAUCCUGGAGGCAGCUGCCUGACCUAUUUCCAAGCUGGUGCCAGGGGCCAGGCAGGGAUUCAGGGAGAUGGAGCUGCCUGUAGGUGCCUCCAGGGGCUCAAUGCAGUGCUCUAGGACUCUGUACACUGCUCUAGGGCUCAGUGCAUUGCUCUAGGGCACGGUGCAUUGCUCUGGGGCUCUGCACACAGCUUCUAGGGCUCUCUACACUGCUCUAGAACUC
This is a messenger RNA of Pezoporus occidentalis (night parrot), 6289 nucleotides long. RefSeq names its product microtubule crosslinking factor 2 (gene MTCL2). Gene Ontology annotation, biological process: regulation of autophagy; insulin receptor signaling pathway. The transcript has 15 exons. Lineage: Eukaryota; Metazoa; Chordata; Aves; Psittaciformes; Psittacidae. Bases 304 to 4851 code for a protein of 1515 amino acids. The record is from RefSeq and is a predicted model, not a curated record.